GUAGUAGUAUGAUAUGGUCGUUGGGAUCUCUUGGUACUCGGCAGUGACGGUAUGGCAUGGUGGCGGCAAGGGGAAUUGGCAGAAAGGAGAGUUUUAGAUGAAAAAUAAUUAAGUUUAUUAUGCUGAAAAUUGAGUAAUGGUGUGAUUAAAUAAACAAAUAAGAAUGCUUUCUUGUGGUUUGGUAUAUAAGCUGUUCUUCUAAGCAGCAUUACAUUCAUGGUCAUUCAUGUAUAAUAAAACCCUUGUUGCCGUGCUACGUAGUGGGGGCGGCACUGCUGAGGGGCAGCACAGUGGUGAUGUAGUGUCGGUGUGGUGGUAACUAGUGAAGGGUUUGCUGAUCAUCCACGAUUGUAACCACGUUCGUCAUGCCUAAAGGCUACAGUGCGGAUUAAAUAUUGCAGCACGACGUAGACGUUUUUGCUGUCGUGAUUGUGUUCACGCGUAACUUUUGGUUCACUGUGCUAAGAGAAUUGCGCUGUUUCCAUUUUCCUGAUGUCACGUUAUUCUUGUGCAUGUAUUAAUCGAAUUAAGCGUAGAACUUUUAAAUAUUAUAGCGUGCAGAAGGUGUACACUUAAAAAUAAUUCAAUAAAACACAAUCUGAGUUACAAUUAAAUAAAAGAAAGAAAAAUAUAAAACGCCACGUUGUUGUUGGUAGUGUCAAAGGAUUUCUGAAAAAUUAUGAAGCAUCAUCGAAUUAAACGUUCAUUGAGAGUGGUUGGUCGUAGAGGCCGGUGAAUGUGUGACCCGGGGGCAGUGAUCUGCUGGAAUGACGUGCAACGAGACGACCGAGCAGCCUCCGGUAGACGAAUGCCUCCUGGAACGGAAAUGGUGGUGCUUUUUACUAUCGAGCAUCUUCACCUUUCUUGCCGGGUUGCUGACUGUUCUGAUCUGGCGGGCAUUCGCCUUCCUUUGGUGUCGGAAAGAACCCGAAUUUGCUCCAAAUGAUCCCAAGCAAAAGGAGCAGAAAGCUGCUCGACAAAGCAAAGAGUUCGAAGGAACUUUUAUGACUGAGGCUAAGGAUUGGGCUGGUGAGCUUAUUUCUGGACAAACUACUACGGGUCGUAUCCUUGUGGUCCUAGUAUUUAUCCUCAGUAUAGCGUCGCUUAUAAUAUACUUCAUCGAUGCGUCAGCGGAAGAGGUCGAACGUUGCCAGAAGUGGAGCAACAAUAUUACUCAGCAGAUAGACUUAGCUUUCAAUAUAUUUUUUAUGGUCUACUUUUUUAUACGUUUUAUUGCCGCCAGUGACAAGCUGUGGUUCAUGCUGGAGAUGUACUCGUUUGUGGAUUACUUUACGAUACCACCGUCUUUUGUAUCGAUCUAUCUUGAUCGUACAUGGAUAGGACUGCGAUUCCUUCGAGCCUUACGACUGAUGACGGUCCCUGACAUUCUCCAGUACCUCAACAUUCUAAAGACAUCGAGUUCCAUUCGUCUCGCUCAACUCGUCUCCAUAUUCAUUUCCGUCUGGCUCACUGCUGCUGGAAUCAUUCAUUUGGUAACUAUUACUAUAUCCAUUCCUAAAACAGGAAUUAUUUUCAUCACUUUCUUAAUAUCUUUCAUAUGUAGUAACAACGAAUUUGUGAGAUUUUAAAAAACUAAUCAAUUCAAUAGAUUCUAUUCGUUAUUUUAUUUUCAAUAAAACCGUGUGUCACAAUACAUAUAAUUAAAGUAAAAUUUCUUAUGCGUAGAAAAUAUUAGAAUGAAAUGGUUUAUGGUAGGAAUAUAGUUUAUACAGCAUUAGAGAA
Molecule: messenger RNA, 1743 nt
Organism: Chelonus insularis
Lineage: Eukaryota; Metazoa; Arthropoda; Insecta; Hymenoptera; Braconidae
Product: calcium-activated potassium channel slowpoke-like
Exons: 5
Coding region: 768-1589 (273 amino acids)
Biological process (GO): potassium ion transmembrane transport
Cellular component (GO): postsynaptic membrane
Molecular function (GO): large conductance calcium-activated potassium channel activity
Source: RefSeq, a predicted model, not a curated record